AAGAGAUCAAAAAAGGGAAGAGAUGAGGGGGAAGAAUAUAUCUGUGAAAGCAUUCCUGAACAGUUUGGCUUGAAGUCUCAUAAAAGAAGUGACCCAUAACAUCAGCUGAGAUCAUGCAGGCCCCCAUAUGUCUGGUGGAAAACAAAAAUGGAGAACUGAUAGUAAACCAGCAAGCCCUACAGAUUCUUACUUCCAUCACCAAGCCUGUGGUGGUGGUAGCCAUUGUUGGCCUGUAUCGUACUGGAAAAUCCUACCUGCUGAACAGGCUGGCAGGAUACAACACAGGCUUCUCCCUUGGCUCCACCAUUGAGUCUCACACAAAGGGCAUCUGGAUGUGGUGCGUCGAUCAUCCCACAAAACCUGACUAUACCUUAGUUCUUCUUGACACUGAGGGCCUUGGUGAUGCGAAAAAGGGUGACUCCAAUAAUGACUCCUGGAUCUUUGCCCUGGCCAUCUUGCUCAGCAGCACAUUUGUCUACAAUAGCAUGGGCACAAUCAACUACCAGGCCUUGGAACACCUAUAUGUGACAGAGCUGACCAAGUUAAUCAAAGUCAAAUCCUCACCCAACCCUGAUACAGAAGAAAACUCAGCAGACUUUGUGGGCUUCCUUCCAGACUUUGUGUGGACUGUGCGGGAUUUUAUCUUGGACCUUGAGCUGGAUGGACAGUCUAUCACUUCAGAUGCAUACCUGGAAAGUUCCUUGGAACUCAGUAAAGGAAAAUGCCCCAGAGAUCAAAUGGCCAACCUUCUACGAGGGUGCAUCAAAAAAUUCUUUCCAGAACGAAAGUGCUUUACUUUUGGCUUUCCAAUGAAUAACAUUUUACUCUUAAAGCAUCUUGAAAGAGUCCAUGACAGUGAUCUGGAUGCUAAGUUCAGGGAUCAAGCAAGCAACUUCUGCUCUUACAUCUUUUCCAAUGCAAAACCCAAAACCCUCAGUGGGGGUAUAAUUAUAAAUGGAAAUCGGUUGGGAAUGUUGGUAGAGACUUAUGUGAAGACCAUUUCUAGUGGAGACAUUCCCUGCCUGGAGAAUGCAGUAUUGACUUUGGCUCAGAUUGAGAAUUCAGCUGCUGUGCAAAAAGCUACCAAUCAUUAUGUAGAACAGAUGGGUCUCAAGGUGGACUUCCCCACAGAAACUCUCCAGACUCUGCUAAACCUACAUACAAAUUGUGAGAAAGAAGCCAUCUCAAUUUUCAUGAAGCAUUCCUUCAAGGAUAGCACACAGAAGUUCCAGAAAGAACUGGCGAAAAUCUUAGAAACCAAGAUGAAGGAGUUCAUACAUCAGAAUGACGAAGAAUCAACCAAACGUUGUCAAACUCUGCUUAAUUCCCUCUCUGAGACAUUAAAGGAAGCCAUUUCUCAAGGUGCCUUCUGUUUGCCAGGAGGUUACAAUCUCUACAAGAAAGAAAGAGAAAAAAUACUGAAUGAUUAUGAUAAAGCACCCAGGAAAGGGGUAAAGGCAGAUGAGGUCCUCCAAAGGUUUCUACGGUCACUUGCAAUGACAGAAGAAUCCAUCCUGAAGUCGGAUCGAGCUCUCACUGAACAAGAGAAGGCCUUGGAAGCUGAACAAGUCAAAAGAAAAGCAGCUGAGAAGGAGCAGAAGUUUUUGGAAGGGCAACAGAAGGAGUUACAGGAAUUAAUGGAAGCUCAGCAGAGAACUUAUGAAGAAAACAUCAAGCAAUUGGAAAGGAAGAUGAUGGAAGAGAGGGUCCAGAUCAUGAGAGAAAAUGAAAGGAUUCUAAAUAUUAAACUAAAGGAACAAGAGAAGCUCUUGGUUGAUGGCUUUCAGAAGGAAGCUGAGAAGAUGGCCAAAGAGAUAAACGACCUACAAGAAAAAAUCAAAUCUGCUGAAAGUGACGAAACCCCUGGGAUAGCCAAAGCUCUAGAUUGUUUAGGCACUGGAAUGAUAUUUGUUUUACCUGGUACAGGAAAACUGGUUGGCUUUGGGGUGAAGGCAAUGAGCUACUUUAUACCAAAAAAAUGACACUGAGAUCUCCCUACGUGUGUGUGUUUGUGUUUCCUGCUUCUAAUUCUCCCAAGCAUUAAAAAGGAAAACUGAUGCUCAUCAGAAAAGUUGCUCUGAAAAGCAUUCACCUCUUCAGUAUUAGUUAACUGAGACUUCAUUCCACUAAAUGAAAGACUCCUUUCCUUUAAGGUAAAGAGUCUGGGAGAAAGAAAACCCCAUUCCUUUUGAUGACUUCAGAGUCAGAAGGUAGGCUGGAUGGUCAUGGGAUCUAACUGCCUCAUUUAAACAUGGCUCCUUAAUGCCAUGGGUAGGGCAGAAUUUAAAAUCAGGGAGACCUGAGUUCAAAUCUGCCAUUAGACACUUAAAUGAUGUAGAUCCCUAAGAAAGUCACUGAACGCUCUGGGUUUUAGUUUCCUCAUCCAUGCAAUAGGGGUGAUAAUCGCACCUACCUCACAGGUUUGUUGCAAGGAUUAAAUAAGUAAAGCUUUUUGGAAACUUUAAAGUGAUAUAUGAAUGUGAGCUACUAAUAGUAAGAAACCACAAGGCCCAGAUAUAUGCUGUAAUCUCCCCCCAAAUCAUACAUAAAAUGGGGCUUCAAUGGAGGCCUCUUGACUUUGAUAUGUUCUGAAAACCAUGGAGGACAAAUCCCUUUACCUCUCUCCAGAGAUAACUACACUCCAAUUUGUCCCUGUGAUUCUUCAAAUUUGUAGAAGUUCAAGUAAAAUGGUCCCCAAUUUAAGAACCCCUAAUUAAGCUCUGAAGUAUUAAGAUUUGGGGUGAUCAAUGGAAAGUGUAUUGAAUUUAUAGUCAGAAGACCUGAGUUCAAAUGCCAACUCUAAUACUUAUUGUCUGUGUGACCUUGGAUAAAUCAUUUAAC
Molecule: messenger RNA, 2841 nt
Organism: Gracilinanus agilis (Agile Gracile Mouse Opossum)
Lineage: Eukaryota; Metazoa; Chordata; Mammalia; Didelphimorphia; Didelphidae
Product: guanylate-binding protein 7-like
Exons: 11
Coding region: 114-1982 (622 amino acids)
Biological process (GO): defense response to Gram-positive bacterium; defense response to protozoan
Molecular function (GO): GTPase activity; GTP binding
Source: RefSeq, a predicted model, not a curated record